AUGUUAAAGAGAAACUCCCAUCGUCAAUCUGACAAUUAGUUAAGAUAUUCGUCAUUGACUAAAAAUGAUGAAUCAGAGUUUAAUCUAGGAAAAUUUCGGGGGAGUGUCUAUUCAAAGAUGUAGCAAUUAGGCAAUUAAGAGUAAUAGUCUUAUGUGAAGGGUACUGUCUCAAAAACUGCUAAAUCUUCAUAAGUUUAAGAAAUGAGGGGAAGUGUUCCAUCAUUUGAAGAUAUUUUUAAAAAGAUGUAUUCAUACAAAGACAAUUCACAUAAUAUAUUGAAACAUGAUGGAUCUUUGAGGUCUAGUAUUUAAUGCAAAAUCGAGCAGUUUGCCGAACCACCCUAGAGCAGAUUAUCCUAGAGAUCAGUUGGGAUGACUUUGCACAUUUCUAAUCGAUUUGCAUCUUAAACUAAAUUGGAUUCUAAAUAGCAAUCUACAGGGAAAUUCACUUCAAGUUUUAUGGAAAAGCCUAUCAUUUCUUAACCGCUGAAAACAAGUCUUAUCGAUAAAUUGCCAUUAAAAGAACUAUCUGAUAUUAGAAAUAGACUUGAAGGGAGUACAUAGAGUGAAGUAUAAUAACUGUCCAAGAAUUAUGUGUCUGAAUUGGUGAAAUUGGCACAAAUCAUAAAUAAAUAAGUGAGAAGAUGCAAAUUAUGA
Messenger RNA from Paramecium tetraurelia, 657 nucleotides. RefSeq lists its product as uncharacterized. The record is from RefSeq and is a predicted model, not a curated record. Lineage: Eukaryota; Ciliophora; Oligohymenophorea; Peniculida; Parameciidae. The transcript is spliced from 2 exons.